AUAUGAUUCAACCUCAAACCCAUUUGAAUGUAGCAGAUAACAGCGGGGCUCGAGAAUUGAUGUGUAUUCGAAUCAUAGGAGCUAGCAAUCGUCGAUAUGCUCAUAUUGGUGACGUUAUUGUUGCUGUGAUCAAAGACGCAGUUCCAAACAUGCCUCUAGAAAGAUCAGAAGUUGUCAGAGCUGUAAUUGUCCGUACUUGUAAAGAACUUAAACGUGACAACGGUAUGAUAAUACGAUAUGAUGACAAUGCUGCAGUUGUGAUUGAUCAAGAAGGAAAUCCAAAAGGAACUCGAGUUUUUGGUGCGAUUGCACGAGAAUUGAGACAGUUCAAUUUUACUAAAAUAGUUUCAUUAGCUCCCGAGGUAUUAUAAAAUAAGACCACGAUAUUAAGGGUAUUUAAAAGAAAUAGAUUAAGAUUCAUUUAGUAAAUUUUCUCUCACGUAUAUACCUUUCAAAAUUAAUAUUUAUAAACAAACACGUAAAAAAAAACAUGUUGAUUAUAUCGAAAUUUGGAGGCACCAAUAAUUUUAAUUAAUCAUGAGUAGUGAUACUAUUGCUGACAUAAUAACUUCUAUACGAAAUGCCGAUAUGUAUAGAAAAAGCGUGGUUCGAGUAGCAUCUACUAAUAUCAGCCAAAGUAUUGUUAAAAUACUUUUACGAGAGGGUUUUCUCGAAAAUGUGAGAAAACAUCGAGAGAACAACAAAUAUUUUUUGGUUUUAACCCUACGACAUAGAAGGAAUAGGAAAAGGACUUAUAGAAAUCUUUUAAAUUUAAAACGGAUAAGUCGGCCAGGUCUACGAAUCUAUUCUAACUAUCAAAGAAUUCCUAGAAUUUUAGGUGGGAUGGGGGUUGUAAUUCUUUCUACUUCUCGAGGUAUAAUGACAGACCGAGAGGCUCGACUAGAAAGAAUAGGCGGAGAAAUUUUGUGUUAUAUAUGGUAAUCUUUCUAAUAUCCGAUAUGAAACUUCUUUUUUGUGAAAAAGAAAAGAGAAGGGGUGGGUUCUCUAAUAGGGUUCUUCCUCCACUAGUUGAUACUUCAAGGGGGUUUUACCUGGAAUGA
Erigeron canadensis is the source of this 1061-nucleotide messenger RNA. Its product is annotated as 50S ribosomal protein L14, chloroplastic. The coding region runs from base 3 to 371 and encodes 122 amino acids. Gene Ontology annotation, molecular function: structural constituent of ribosome; large ribosomal subunit rRNA binding. The record is from RefSeq and is a predicted model, not a curated record. NCBI's taxonomy places the organism in Eukaryota, Viridiplantae, Streptophyta, Magnoliopsida, Asterales, Asteraceae. The transcript has a single exon. Gene Ontology annotation, cellular component: ribosome; cytosolic large ribosomal subunit. Gene Ontology annotation, biological process: translation.